Molecule: messenger RNA, 1829 nt
Organism: Rhodamnia argentea
Lineage: Eukaryota; Viridiplantae; Streptophyta; Magnoliopsida; Myrtales; Myrtaceae
Product: organic cation/carnitine transporter 4
Exons: 2
Coding region: 120-1736 (538 amino acids)
Biological process (GO): transmembrane transport
Cellular component (GO): membrane
Molecular function (GO): transmembrane transporter activity
Source: RefSeq, a predicted model, not a curated record
GGACAUAUCCUCAAAAUCCCCCAACGCCGCUGGAAAACAACGCCGCUGGAAGUGGGAGAGGUGUUGGGUGGCGGAACCUUCUCCCCAACCCUGAAAAAUCCACCUAGAAAACCGCACCGAUGUCCUCCGCGGCACCACCACCAGCCUCCCAUGACGACUCCCUCCACUCCCCCCUCCUCCUCCCUCCUCCUCGGGCCACGGCGGCGGGAGGCGAGGCCCGCGCCAAAUCCGAGCCCGAGAAGGUUUGCAUCGACGGAAUGCUCCAGAAGUACUGCGGCGAGUUCGGGCCGUGGCAGCUGAGGCACUUCGUGCUCACCAGCCUCGCCUGGGCCCUCGAGGCCUUCCACACCAUGGUCAUGAUAUUCGCGGACCGUGAGCCGGCCUGGCGGUGCACCGCGGCCGGCCAAGGCUGCGACUGGGCGGCGGCCGGGGUGUGCGGGCACGAGCCGGGCUCGUGGGAGUGGGCGGAGGGCGGCGGGAGCUCCACGGUGAGCGAGUGGGGGCUGGUUUGCGGGGAGAAGUACAAGGUAGGGUUGGUCCAGGCCUUGUUCUUUGGCGGGUGCAUGAUUGGAGCCGGAACAUUUGGCCAUCUCUCGGACUCGUUCUUGGGAAGAAAAGGCUCUCUAACGGUGGUUUGUAUCUUGAAUGCCAUCUUCGGUUGCUUGACGGCAUUCUCUCCAGAUUACUGGACCUAUUGCCUCCUCCGCUUCAUUACCGGAUUCAGCACUGGCGGGGUCGGCCUAUGUGCUUUUGUACUAUCCACCGAGCCUAUCGGCCCAAAGAAGCGCGGGGCGGCAGGAAUGUCCACUUUCUACUUCUUCUCGUGUGGUAUCGCUCUUCUCUCCGGCAUUGCCUAUGUGUUUCGCUCGUGGCGAGAACUUUACAUCGCUUCCUCCAUUCCCUCCGUGCUGUUCCUUGUGGGGGUCCUCCCUUUCAUCUCGGAAUCCCCACGGUGGUAUCUUGUCCGGGGGAAGGUUGACGAGGCCAUGAAGAUUAUGCGAGCUAUCGCCAAAGCCAACAAGAAACACCUCACCGAUGGGGUCAUCCUCGCACUUGAUGAGGAAGUGAAUCAAAACUCGAAUGAUGGUCGAUCCUGUAAAGAUCAGAGGGACACAAAGGACGUGAUGACGGGGUCUCUCAUUGAUGUGGUGAAGUCACCUGUCACUCGGAUUCGACUUAUCUUGGCCGUGGCAAUCAACUUCCUGUGUUCGGUCGUGUACUAUGGCAUUAGCCUAAACGUCGUCAAUCUCCAGACCAACCUUUACCUUAACGUGUUCCUCAAUGGGGUGGCCGAAAUGCCGGCCUUUACGAUAACGGCGCUCUUGCUCGAUAAGUUCGGGAGGAAGCCAUUGGCGAUUGGAACACAGUGGUUCAGUGGAUUCUUCUGCCUCAUUGGGAGCUUGAUGACGACACAUGGGGUGUGGAAAGUGGUGAGGAUGGCGUGCGGAAUUCUCGGGAUUUUUGGCAUGGCUGGCACGUAUAACUUGCUCUUCAUCUACACGGCGGAGCUGUUUCCGACCGUGGUGAGGAAUGCGGCUCUCGGCUGUGGAACUCAGGCGGCGCAAAUGGGUGCGAUCUUGGCGCCUUUCGUGGUGGUCUUAGGAGGCGGCCUCCCAUUUGCGGUCUUCGCGGCGUGUGCAAUCCUGGGUGGGAUACUAGCGUUUUACCUCCCGGAGACGUUAAAUCGGCCUCUGUAUGAUACAAUGGCCGGAAUGGAAGGCGGGGAGAGCGUAUGAAGGAACACAAUCCUCGUACUUUAAACUAAACUUGAGUAAUGUAGACUUAAAUCACUGUUCUUGAUGAUAGGAUCCUCCUUUUUUUUAUCUUCA